Molecule: messenger RNA, 1396 nt
Organism: Lepus europaeus (European hare)
Lineage: Eukaryota; Metazoa; Chordata; Mammalia; Lagomorpha; Leporidae
Gene: APTX
Product: aprataxin
Exons: 10
Coding region: 246-1268 (340 amino acids)
Biological process (GO): double-strand break repair; single strand break repair
Cellular component (GO): nucleus
Molecular function (GO): DNA 5'-adenosine monophosphate hydrolase activity; protein binding; mismatched DNA binding
Source: RefSeq, a predicted model, not a curated record
CAGCGCCGGAACCUGUGAGGCACGGCUGGAGUAACGUGAGCUCGUCGCUCUGUGUCGCCGAGCGGACAGUUCACUCAACUUAUUUAUUCAUGAAACAUUUUUUGUGAUACAGAGUUGAAUAAGACAAAGUGCUUUUCUUCAAGGAGCCUGCAUUCCAGCCGUUUUUCCAUACCCUGAACCUUUUGAAGACAGCUCAUGUCUUUUUAUUGGUGCUGGAAUGUCACAAGGCACGUAGUAGAGCGACAAUGCGGGUGUGCUGGUUGGUGAGACAGGACAGCCGGCACCAGCGAAUCAAACUUCCACAUUUGGAAGCAGUUGUGAUUGGACGCAGCCCAGAGACCAAGAUCACUGAUAAGAAAUGUUCUCGACAGCAAGUACAGUUGAAAGCGGAGUGUAACAAGGGAUAUGUGAAGGUAAAGCAGGUGGGGGUCAAUCCCACCAGCAUUGACUCAGUCAUCAUUGGGAAGGACCAAGAGAUGAAGCUGUACCCUGGCCAGGUUCUCUGCAUGGUGAAUGAACUUUAUCCAUAUAUUGUAGAGUUUGAGGAAGAGGCAAAGAGCUCUGGCCUGGAAACACACAGGAAGAGAAAGAGGUCAGGCAACAAUGAUUCUGUUGAAAGGGAUGCUGCCCAGGAAGCUGAGCCUGGCACAGGGCUCGGACCUGGGAGCAGCCCCAGCCACUGUCCUGUGCCCCCAAAGAAGGGGAAGGAUGCAUCUACCAACAAGGAACCUCUGGGUCACUGGAGUCAAGGCUUGAAGAUUUCAAUGCAGGACCCCAAAAUGCAGGUCUACAAAGAUGAGCAGGUGGUAGUGAUUAAGGAUAAAUAUCCGAAGGCCCGUUACCACUGGCUGGUCUUACCAUGGGCCUCCAUUUCCAGUCUGAAGGCUGUGACCAGGGAACACCUUGAACUCCUCAGACAUAUGCACACUGUGGGGGAAAAGGUGAUUGCAGAUUUUGGGUCCAGCAAACUCCGCUUCCGACUGGGCUACCACGCCAUUCCUAGCAUGAGCCAUGUACACCUUCAUGUGAUCAGCCAGGAUUUUGAUUCUCCUUGCCUUAAAAAUAAAAAACACUGGAAUUCUUUCAAUACAGAAUACUUCCUGGAAUCACAAGCUGUGAUCGGGAUGGUGCAAGAGGCUGGCAGAGUGACUGUCCGAGAUGGGACCUCUGAGCUCCUGAAGCUGCCCCUUCGUUGUCACGAGUGCCAGCAGCAGCUGCCUUCCAUUCCUCAGCUGAAGGAGCAUCUCAGGAAGCACUGGACAGCGUGAUUCUGCAGAGCUGAACGGCUGCCGCGAGUGCGGCCGGCUGUUUGGAGCGAACUGCUGGCACCUAUUCUGGGUUGCUUGUGAACUGUUCAUUUCUUGGAUUAAAACAUGCAGCAUUUUUACAAAGCUUA